Exaiptasia diaphana is the source of this 2993-nucleotide messenger RNA. RefSeq names its product transient receptor potential cation channel subfamily A member 1 homolog. The transcript is spliced from 15 exons. The record is from RefSeq and is a predicted model, not a curated record. Lineage: Eukaryota; Metazoa; Cnidaria; Anthozoa; Actiniaria; Aiptasiidae. The annotation marks the transcript as partial. Gene Ontology annotation, molecular function: protein binding.
UUUGUAUUUAAUGAGAGCUUCUAGGUUUAAUAUAGGCAGAAAKCACGCUUGGAAAAGCAGCGGGGAAAASUAMWAAACGAGAAAAAAUAGAAAAAGAACAAGUCAGAGCCUUGGGAAGAAACAUCUAGUGCCAGUCUCACUCGGUUUAAAUUAUUCAAAAUGGUGGACGAGAAGUAGUUUGUUGAUGAGGGUCCACUAAUUAUAUCCUUAGCCAUGUAGCUGGAGUACCGCAGUUAAAAAUGGCCUCAAAGAGAGAAGGGUCYUCGCUGACUCCCUUGCUUAGAAAGCACGGUGAUUUAGAGCUGAAUUCAGUCAAUUCUAUGCCCUCAAUUGCUAUCGUACCGACGACGACCCGGCAAACUACGAGCAAAACCGUCCACCACAUGGARAGAGAAAGCACUGAAAAUGCCAUUAUCUCAUUACACCAGGCCGCAAGAGAUGGCAAAAUUGAGUUGGUAAGGCUACGUCUUCAACAGCUUGGCAAAGGGCACAAGAAGAUCCAGAAACAAGAUGUGAAUGGAACAAGAGCACUGCAUUARGCUGUGCGUUAUAACCAUCUACAUAUUGUGCAACUCUUGGUGGACUAUGGGGCAGACCUGGAAGGUAAAGGAGAAGAUGAAGCCACUCCUCUGCAUUAUGCCGCGCGAUUCUGUCUUCCAAGCAAGCAAAGCUUCAAGAGCACAACUCCACGCAUUGGACGCAAGUUCAACAAGACCAUUCCARUACCUAAAGCAUCGGCCAGUACAAGUAACAUUGCAGAUCUUGCCUUACAGCUCAAGAAGGAGGAAAAAAAAGAAUGUACUGGCAGCGGAAGCCUGAGUAAAGCUACAAGCAAGGAUAGACUCUUUGGUAAUUUGACCAAAAAACGUGAUUCAAUAAGUAAUAGAUUUUUUAAGGACUUUCAACUUGGUGACAAGAAAAAUACAAACAACAAGGAUUCACCUCAAUUAAUUAGCUCAAAUCAACUGGGACAAAACAGUCCAAAGGAAUCCAUGAUUUGUUAUUUGCUAUCAAAGAAAGUGAAUGUGAACGCUAGGGACAGCUAUGGAUCUACGCCACUACAUUAUGCGGUUGCUAAGGGAAACGUGGCGGCAGUUAUGGAGCUUCUCAGGGAGACGUCAGUUGACAUUGAGGCCAAGGAUAAGACACAGAUGACCCCACUUCAUGUUGCUGCAAGCCAUGGCUGGGUGGCUAUUGGUGCAUGUGUGGAGUGUCGAGACAAAGACAAAGAGACUCCUCUAUCCAUUGCUGCUGGUAAGAAUCAUGUGGAGGCUGUCAGACUACUGUUGGAACAUGGUGCUGAUGUUAUAUCUAAAGACGUUGAUGAUUGUACACCACUAUUUAGGGCAGCACAAGAAGGAUCUUUUGAGGUUAUUGAGUUACUGCUCAACCAUUCAAAAGGUAAAGCAUUAGUCAAAGAGGGAGACAAGAAUGAGAAUACACCCCUCCAUUGUGCAGCAGAGAAAGGCUAUGUCCGCAUUAUCAUUAAACUCCUGGACAAUGGUGCAUGUAUUGACAGCAAGAAUGACGAGGGUGCCACGCCCUUGCACUUAGCUGCUAUGCAUGGCCGAAUAAGAACUGUGUGUGCUUUAUUGAAUAAUGAUCCUUCCAUCAUCAAUGAUGAAGAUGAUGCUUCCAACACGCCUCUCCACUUGGCUGCUUUACGGGGAUACUCUGUAGUUGUAAAGGAGUUAUUAGACAGGGGUGCUGCCAUUGAUGCAAGAAAUGCAACUCUCUGGACCCCSCUGGACUGUGCWGCAGCCCGUGGGUGGGUGGAGACAGCAACAAUUUUACUCCAGGAAGAUUGCCCUGUGGAUCCUACRGAUAAAGCUAAGACAACGCCWUUACAUCUGGCAUCACGUGAYGGUCACGUGCAAAUGGUGAAYCUCCUACUCUCUAAAAAAGCUAAUAUAACACUAAAGGARAGUUCAGGGAAAAACUGCUUGGAUAUGGCUAUUGAAAACAAUCAUAAGGAAGUAGUUUUGACUAUUAUCAACCAUGAGGACUGGAGGAAAGCGAUGAGAAAUCGAUUCUAUAGUGACUCAAAAACUGUCACAUCWCCCAUGAGAAAGCUUAUCAGGAAGCUUCCAGAAGUUGCAGGUCUGGUAUUCAACAAAUGUGUUACCUCGAAUAGUCACCCUGUAGACAGCACCGACUACGCGAUCACUCUCGACUACGAGUUCCUAGACGACAUUAAUCUCGAGUGGGCGGCGAACAAUUCCGAGCCCCAGGACCAAGACGACCAUGGUAUUGACGCGGUCAUGGAAAAAAUCAAGUCGGCUUUGCCUGAAAAUGCGAAUAAACAAACWCAAAUAAAAGCCAAUCAUCCGUUGAUGCUUAUGGUCAAUAAGGAGAGAGUCAAGCUACUAAGUCAUCCCUUAGUGACAUAUCUACUUCGUUACAAGUGGCAAAAGUUCGGUCGUUCAGUUUAUUACAGCAAAUUCGUACUAUACACAACGUUCUUAUUCUUCUUGACCGGAUAUGCCUUGAUAACCACUAAAUCARUACCUAAUAUGGAAUGUAAAAAUGACACGUUUUGUGAUUGUCACGUGWCUUUUGGACCCAUUGAAACCGGAAGUGACGUACUAUGGAGAACUCUUGGUCGACCGGUUAUUAUAAUAACUGCAAGUUUGAGUAUCUUCCUUGAGGUCUUACAGUACUGCUAUGUAUGGAGGCUGUUUCUWCAGUGGCAUCGAUUGAUUGAACUAUCAGCCUAUAUAGUAUCAUUAAUAUUCGUUAUAGAUGAGAUUAGAAUAGAUGGGACAACCAUUCAAUUUCCACGAGGCACGAGAUGUUUUGCAUAUCAUUGGCAUAAUAGUGUUGGUGCUGCUGCAGUCUAUCUAUCAUGGACGAGUCUUGUUCUGUUCAUGAGGAAGUUUCCUAAGCUUGGUAUWUAUGUCGUAAUGUUUACUCAUAUUUUCAAGACGUUCGCACGGUUUUUUCUGGUAUUUUUUCUAUUCAUCGUUGGGUUUGGUCUUGGGUUUCAUAUUCUU